Messenger RNA from Rhodamnia argentea, 1486 nucleotides. Its product is annotated as putative pre-16S rRNA nuclease. Gene Ontology annotation, biological process: rRNA 5'-end processing. The record is from RefSeq and is a predicted model, not a curated record. The transcript is spliced from 7 exons. The coding region runs from base 248 to 931 and encodes 227 amino acids. Lineage: Eukaryota; Viridiplantae; Streptophyta; Magnoliopsida; Myrtales; Myrtaceae.
AUUAAAUCAUCAAAAAAUUUUGGAGCAAUUUAAAUAAAAGAGUGAAAGUGCGGCCGCCAUAAAAUCUCAAAAGAGAGAACGAAAAGCAAGAACAGCAGCAGUACGGACUAGGAAGGGAACUCAGUCUCGGCCUAUCUCGACGGUGCGACCCGUCUCUCGCCGACGACAAUCCGCUUCGUUUCAGGCCGCCACCCCGGGGCCCGCCGCCGCCACCGCCACCGCCCCAGGGCUCUCUUCCCAAACCCGAAUGGCUGUUCCAAUUGCAGUUACAAUGCCCGCUCCACUUGCACGUGCAAUUCUUGUGAAAGACCUGAGUUCCGCGUCCUCUCUUCAAUGCCCCUCGGUCUACUUGUGCCAUUGCAAUCCCGAAAGAAAGGAACUUCCAUUCCCUCCGAAUGCCCUUCGCCGUAAAAUCGAUCCGAAGUGGCGAGGAGGGUUCUCGCUCGGUAUAGAUUUGGGGUUGUCUCGCACUGGUCUUGCUCUUAGCAAAGGCUUUUGUUUUCGCCCUCUGACGGUUUUGGAGCUGCGAGGACAGAAGCUUGAGUUGCAGCUUCUGGACAUUGCAGAAAAGGAGGAGGCAGAUGAAUUCAUCAUUGGGCUUCCUCUAUCUUCUGAUGGAAAAGAGACUGUUCAGUCCAAUAAAGUUCGCAGCGUUGCUGGAAGACUCGCAGCUCGAGCUGCGGAGAGGGGUUGGAGAGUAUAUCUCCAGGAUGAGCAUGGCACAUCAGCUGAAGCCACUUACCGUAUGAUCAACAUAGGUGUCCAGCAGUCCACUCGGCAAAAAAAAGCCGAUGCCUAUGCCGCGAUGAUGGUCCUGGAGAGAUAUUUCUCUUUGUCGGGAGAGGAAGCUGAAUUAGUUUUUCCCAAGAGUUUAGAUUUGCAAGAGAAAUUACGGAGGGCUCCAUCUGGGGACAGAGACUUGUCUGAAUGAGUCAUUGAUUGGCUAUUACAGUAACACUGACACCAAAUGCUAUGCCUUCCGAAGCGAAACAUCCAUAAUCAAAUGCUGAAUUAGUUUUGCCCAAGAGUUUAGAUCUGCAAGAGAAAUUAUGGAGGGCUCCAUCCGGGGACAGCGACUUCUCUGAAUAAGUCAUUUAUUGGCACUGACACCAAAUGCUAUGCCUUUCGAAGCGAGACAUCCAUAAUCGUGGAUUGUAUAAAAUCAAGGAAAUCAGCAGUAUCGGGGAAAGUCACCAAUGAGCCUUUUGUCCAAACGAAACUAUAUGUUCUUGGACUUGUUUCUCUGGAACUUUAAUGUACUUUCUUAAUGGUGGUCUGGAGUUGCCUUUAUCUGCAGCCGGGGAUGGUACUUUAUGCCAUUUAAAGGGCCAAGCUGGGAGGACUUGAAGUUUAUAGAGUUGCUGAACGGACGAAUUAAUGCCGCAAUGAUCGAAGCAACUCAAGCUUUAAUCACUUACGAGGUUGUGAAAUAAUUUUCUUGUUUUGAGAUGCAGAAGAGUCUUCAUGUAGUGAGAAAUUCAUUGCA